GCCAUCGCCAAUCGCACCGUUGGCCCGGGGCAGCCUGUAGACCACUCUGCUCAAGGCGGUGGUCGAUGCGAGGGAACACCGCUGGGCUACCGCCAUUUCGGGCACAGAACCCUCAUGGCCGAUCGCCCACACUUGGCCCUGAUCUGUCCCGCCAUCGCCGAUCGCUUCAACACAACACCUGGCCUCACUCCCCCCUCCUCACGCACACACCGAUUCGCAUCUCUCCCUCACGGCCCCGUCGCCAUGUCCAUCGAGGAUCUUCUGGCGUCCGCCACGCAGCCAUCCCGCUCACAGCCAACCGACGAGAUGGCUGAUCCGUCCUUCCAGGACUUUCUCAGAACCAUGUCUGAGAACCCAGAGCUCGCAGCCAAGGUCCUUUCCGGCCUUCCUGCCGACCCGCUCGCCCAGCCCGACGAGCAUCCAAAAGCCUUUGAAGUUGUCCCCGAGCCCGGGUUCGUCGUCAAGACCCUCAACCAAACCGAAGUUGGCGACUGGGCUGCCGGGCUGAAGGUAUUCAUCAACCUCUGCCACAGCGAGCAAAUCCCUCCGCCGCCUUUGGCAUCCGACGAAGAGAUUCGUCGGGCGCUGAAUGCCGAAGACAACACCGCCUUCCGCGUUCCACUCUCACUCUCGGGUCCCAAGGCCGAAAAGGACAAGUCCGGCAGGGCCUGCCUUGUCUUUGAUGCGUGUAUCAACACGCAGCCCUUCCUCAAAUGCAUGGCCGACGAGGACUUCAAGCUGUUCCUGGUCGAGCUGUCGAUGGAGUGGGUUGAGGAGAAGCAUCGUUUGGAUCUCAGUCGAGAGUUCACAUUGCCAAAGCUGAAAACCAAGGGCCAGCUCUCCAAGCACAUCAUUCGGCGGACGCAGCGACCCCAGAUUUCUGAGAUCAAUCCGGUGUUGACCUCGGCGACAGCUCAGAGAUUGAGAGGUUCACCGGCUGCGACUGCAUCCUCGUCAUCACAAGCGUUACGUCGCCUGAAAGAGCCCAAGCACAACCUGGUCGUCAAGGGAAGCGACGUGAUUGCCACCAUCGAGUUGCCUGAUCUCACUUCCACCCGCAGCUGCACGGUGGACAUUGAGUCCGAUCGACUUUUGUUCCAUUCACCCGAGCGAUACGAUCUGGAUCUGCGUCUGCCCAGGGCCAUCGACACCGAGCUCGGCGAGGCAGUCUUCAACCGCGAGACCAGGGUGCUGACCAUCACCAUGACGUCGGUGUAGACGGCAUUCCAAUACACACCAUGCUAUCUGCACAUG
Polychytrium aggregatum is the source of this 1254-nucleotide messenger RNA. Its product is annotated as pre-RNA processing PIH1/Nop17-domain-containing protein. Gene Ontology annotation, cellular component: ribonucleoprotein complex; R2TP complex; cytoplasm. The record is from RefSeq and is a predicted model, not a curated record. The coding region runs from base 115 to 1218 and encodes 367 amino acids. The transcript has 5 exons. Gene Ontology annotation, biological process: rRNA processing; box C/D snoRNP assembly. Lineage: Eukaryota; Fungi; Chytridiomycota; Chytridiomycetes; Polychytriales.